AUGCUAGUGAACCAGGCACCGGCUAUUCAUCCUAGAGACCUGCAGAACUCCUCUGAUUCUGAUUCCGUUGCCGCCACAAACACCUUGGCCUCGUCGUCUGCAUCCUCGUCCCCCAACGGCCCCCGUGACUCUGGUUCCUUGACUAUGAGCACACCCCCAUCGUCCCUUCCUAGCCAACUUUCAUCCACUUCCAUUUCUGCAUCCAUGAGUCUGCCUGUCGCCUCGUCGCUGGACAGCCUGAUCCAAGAGUCGCUGGGACUGCUCCUGAGUCCUGCCGUGGGCUCAUCAGUAUCCAGUGGCACUUCUGCCGUGCCCUCCAGCACCAUUCCGUCCUCGUCAUCCGGCGCUGGGUCCUCCAGUGUGCUCCUGAGCACGCUGCUGAGCGUCUCCUCGAGCUCUUCCUCGAGUGUCUCGUCGUCGUCGGCGUCUUCCAGCUCCUCAACGCUUCCGUCGACCUCGUCCACCACCACUUCGUCCACAGCCCCAAGCUCGUCCUCCAGUACGAUCUCGUCUUCCACCGAGUCUAGCUCCUCCUCCUCCUCCUCCUCCUCCACCGAGUCGAGCACCACAACGUCUUCUUCCAGCUCGUUCUCCUCCUCCAGCUCCUCCAGUGAGUCGAGCACCACCACCUCGUUUUUCAGCUCCACCAGUUCCACCACCACCUCUUUCUCUUCGUCCUCCUCCUCCUUCUUCUCCUCCUCGUCGGAGUCAUCAUCGUCUUCUUCCCGCUCACGCUCAUCACUCCCAUCCUCGUCGUCAGCACCAUCCACCACGUCGUCUUCUCCAAGUUCCACCACCACUGCGCCUUCCACCACAGAUGCUCCUUCCUCCUCCCAGUCUUACACCUCCAUCAUUACCUCGCCCCACACCACCAUCACCACCGUCAUCACCGUACCCAGCUCGCCUGCCAACGACGCAGCAUCCUCCGACAACCACGACAACUCGCUGAGAAACUCCAAGUUGAUCGGUGGCCUUGUCGGCUCCAUCGGAGGAACCAUCUUUAUCGGGGUGUUAGUUGUGUUGUUCCUCUUCUUGAAGAGAAAGAAGAAUCUUAAGAACCAAUCGCCAGACUUCAACGACGGCUCGUUGAGCGACCGUCAAGAAACCGCCGAAACCUCUAAGUUUGGCUUCAGCAAGCUCUUUGGCCCCAAGAAACAGCACCAAAACACUUUCGGUGACCAGCGAGGCUCGGUUGCCGGAAUCAACGACUUGGAGAGGCAGCUCAACGUCACCAACACUAAGUACUACGGGGCUGCUGCCACCGGAGGCAUGGGUGCCGCCGGAGCUGCCCAUUCUGGAAAUGGCGACGACGACGACUUCUUCUACCGUGGUGUCACCAAUAACAACAACCUUGACUCGGUGUUCCGGUUGGCUCCAAGCUCGGGCCAAACAAGUAUUGGCAAGGGUGGUGACACCACCACGUCUGCAUCGUCACGACGCCACACUCAGUUGAAUUCAUACGGCCAUCCAUUGGCCUCUCCUGAACAGUUUAACUUCAACGAAGACAGUGAAAAUGAGCCGUUGAAUUUCCACAGCCAUGGCGAUAUUCCCUACUCGGAUGGAUCUGAGUCGGAGUCGGAGUUCAAUCCGUCUGACUACGAUGAGGGCAUGUUGCCUGGUGCAGGAGGGGCCCAUGGCCACAAUAGAAACAUUGACACCUUGAGGGCCAAUGUGUUCAUGCACCCCGAGGAAGGGGGCAGCAACAACUCGCGAAGCAGAUUCGCCGAAAUCAUCUGA
Molecule: messenger RNA, 1737 nt
Organism: Suhomyces tanzawaensis NRRL Y-17324
Lineage: Eukaryota; Fungi; Ascomycota; Pichiomycetes; Serinales; Debaryomycetaceae
Exons: 1
Coding region: 1-1737 (578 amino acids)
Source: RefSeq, a predicted model, not a curated record